ACUUAUCAUGAAUUGAUAAAAGAAAGACGGCACGCAAUCAGAAAAGGCACCAACAUCUGAAUCGUCAACGAGUAUAAAACGGAAAGGCAUCAUUACCUCUUUGGCCGCCAAAGAGAAAAUCAUCCAAAUAGAGCUGUACCUGACCUGUGUUCGACCUUGGUGACGUAGCGCAGUCAAUGAAUCAUGAGCAAGUCUGAGAUCCCCAGAAGACUAGAUACACUAGCAAAACGGAAAGCCGCACGUGAUUACUCCCAGGCAGCCUACAAACUCCAUCAAGCUAGCAUGGAAGGGGAUCUGGCAGCUGUGAAUCGGAUCCUGGCAGCAGGUCUGGUUGACAUCAACAGUAGCAACAUCGGCGGGAGGACGCCGUUGAUGGAGGCAGCACGAUGGGGACGUAGUGAAAUAGUACAGUUUCUUGUGAGGAAAGGAGCUGAUGUUUCGCUUGUGGACGAUGACGGCAACAACACCCUUCACUGGGCUUGUGAUGGAGGAUAUAUGGAGACGGUGAAGUUUGUCCUCUCACAGAACAUGGCGGAAAUCAACGCUAGGAACGUGGAUAGGGAGACAGCGGCCGACAUGGCGAGAUUCUGGGGAUAUCAGGAAGUAGUGGAUCUCCUGGUGUCGAGUGUCGAUCAGUGAAGUGAUUGUAGUGUUUGUGUUGACAUUGAAGAAGGACAUGUUGUUACAGACAUUGACGUUGCGUGUGCCGUUCACGUCCUCGAGUUUUCCAUUGCAAACUUAGGUGAGAUUGUUUGUUGUUUUUGAGGAUCUCCAUGCAGGUAGCAGAUGUACUGUAAGAUCCCAUGGUCUCCAGUGUCGUCGCGUUACCUUGAUUACUGGCAAGCUAUACCAUUUUUUACAGUGUCAUGCUAGUUAUAAAUACAAAUA
Messenger RNA from Haliotis rufescens (red abalone), 888 nucleotides. Its product is annotated as myotrophin-like. The transcript has 4 exons. NCBI's taxonomy places the organism in Eukaryota, Metazoa, Mollusca, Gastropoda, Lepetellida, Haliotidae. Bases 184 to 639 code for a protein of 151 amino acids. The record is from RefSeq and is a predicted model, not a curated record. Gene Ontology annotation, molecular function: protein binding. Gene Ontology annotation, cellular component: nucleus; cytoplasm.